Messenger RNA from Penicillium vulpinum, 1548 nucleotides. RefSeq lists its product as uncharacterized. Bases 1 to 1548 code for a protein of 515 amino acids. The record is from RefSeq and is a predicted model, not a curated record. Lineage: Eukaryota; Fungi; Ascomycota; Eurotiomycetes; Eurotiales; Aspergillaceae. The transcript is spliced from 14 exons.
AUGGCCUCCUUCACCACUAUACCAGCUGCACUCUGGCCAGCUCCCAGCCGCUAUGGCUAUAAAUACCCCUUUCCCACCUAUUCUCCGUCUAAUACUGUCCUUAUUUCGACUCAAACACCACUCCAAAAAUCUCCCUCUGAUCUUCCGUUGUGCUUUCUUCUAUUUAGUAGUGUCGUAGUUCCUUCGUACGCUCGGCGAAUUUUAUUAGCUAUAUAUCGUCGGACGCCUAAUACCGGCAACCACGAAAUCACGAGCGAAUCCUCUUGUACUUCUCCUAUCGAUACCGACAAUAAUAGACCGUUCGAGCCCGAUUCCUCUGAGACUGAUCUCACCGAGCUAGAGCGCUCCCCUCCAGCGGGUCGAACAAUUGCUCGGAAGAAGCUAAGCCUAAAGACUGGAACAAAAUCGUUACCAACAGUCCUAUCGAAUAUAGAACAAAUUGAAACUUCGACUGAAAGAGCGUUGGGCUUAAAGUACUUCCGAAUUUACUACCAGCGAGUUACUAAAACCGAGAUAAGUAAAGAGAUAGGCGAGGCCGUUCGCACAGGUAUAAGAUACUUAGUGGAUAAGCGCGGUCUGGAUAUACAACCGCGCGCAAAUAUCCCAGAUCCGUACAGAGGACCUCCUAAGCCGAUAAUCGAACUCGAGCCCCAGUUUGUGAAAAGCGUCCUGGGUAUAUCGAAGCUCAAUACGUUUACGCUACCUAAAAUUAUCUACGGUGUAUCACUUAUCUUCAGCCCGUAUAUCCUACUCUUUAUUAUAUUAUUUUAUAUCUACGCCUUUGAAGCGCCUCACUUAAUAUCGAUAGAAGACCUUCGGAGACUACUUAUCGAGGGUGGUCGACAGGAAAUACUACUUCCCUUAAAGAAAGAGAUAGAUAAUUACUAUAUCUUCCUAAAGGUCGAGGUGAUCUGUAGCCAGCCCCAAGCACACUCGACGCACAGCUCAGGAUAUCCAGUGAGAUACACGGCUUCCUUAAUUAUUUUUUCUCUCACUAAUUCCGAUACGGAGGAGGUGAUUUACUCGAUAAGAGUGCCUACACCACUAGUAGAACGUUUAUUAAAUAUUAUUGUCCCCGUCGACAAAGAGUUCUUAAAGGCUGUGACCCGGAUAAGUCGUUGGAUUAAUCGGCGACGACCACGAUACCUAAGCGACACUGAUCGGGAAUCAGUAGAGAAAGACCUAGAACUGCAAUCAGCUAUAUACUACGUUAAGUCCACAAUCUACACCGGUGUCUAUAAGACAAACAGCGGAAAGAAAUACACCGCGAUUUUAGUCGGAAAUAGGCGUAGGGCUGUUAGUGAUAAGCCUGCGCGCGAGGUAUUACGGAAGGAGUUUAAAAUACCAUCGGAGCAGAUUCUUCUCACACGGCGUAACAAAGCUGUUACGGCUGGAAUACAAUAUUGCAGCUUUCAGGAAGGUAGGCCCCUUAAGGGACAACGGAAGCGCUCUACCCCGUCCGACAAUAAGGAUAUCGUUCCCUCUCCGCUAGCUCGAAAGGAGAAGGGAUAUACCUCUGGCGGGAAAUAUAUCCCGAAUACAGAGUAA